Messenger RNA from Lymnaea stagnalis (great pond snail), 21095 nucleotides. NCBI's taxonomy places the organism in Eukaryota, Metazoa, Mollusca, Gastropoda, Lymnaeidae. The record is from the annotation of a GenBank genome assembly.
AAGACGCCAUUUUUAGGGCUUGUAGGGCCGAUACGGAACCAACAAGUACCCGUGGAUUAGUAUCAAUAAUUGUCAAAUUGCAUAUGUUGAAAGAACGAUCGAGGUAGCCCCUUUAUCUGAAUCAUCUGCAUUAAUUUACUAUAUUAACACAUUUAAAAACUUUGUUGAAAGAUAUGUACUAAGUGAAAUUUGCAGUGCGGUAGAUUUUAUUUCCGAUUUUGUAGCGAAGUUUGUGUUCUUUAAUUUGAGUUUAGACUUAAGGCCUAAGGCUGGGGUGGUUCCACAAUUAAAAUUAACCGCAUUUAUCACGCAGGCCUAGGUGUUAUCAAAUUAAGAGAUAUCUUAAGUCUGUUUGUGACUUUAUCAAUUUGUUUUAUGCAUUUUCCUAAGUUGUAAAUUGUAAUUUCUCUAACACUUUUUAAUUUGAGGCAUUAAUUUGCUGCAUAAAUAAAGAAAUAAAUGCCUCUGUCUCACAACAAAUCUGCUACUGUGACACAUUCAGUCAGACAUAUUCUUACUGGCAGGACAAUGAUGUUAACGUUGGAAAGGUCUAAACAGACUAUACUAGAGUUAGGAAGUAGGGCCUUAAACUUGUUAGUAAACCUAAUAAAGUUAAAAAAAUCAAUUAUAUUUUUCCAGACUUUGUUUACUUUUUACUUUUUAUUAUUUACCCCAUCUGAACAACUUGAUAAGGAUUCUGGCUAGACCACAGCCCGCCCCCCCCCCCCCCCCCCCCCCAANUUUCCUCAAAAUUGAAAUAAUAUAUUUGACCUUAGCCGUUAGUUAGCCAAAAUUUCGUGUUAAUGAAAUAUACUUACCCCUCUGAAAAGACUAGGUUGAUCUAUCGGCCCAAGAGUCAUUAGUGAAAAGAUGAUGAUGAAGGGCCGAUCCAUCUGCCCAAAGAUACAAAACCUCAAGAUUGGCUGGCUGGUCUUCUUACAAAUAACCAGCUAAUGUCAUUAGUAAUGAGAUUGCUUCUUGCAUUUCUUGCUCAUCUUCGUGUUUAAAUGGCGGCUUCCAUUGAUAGAUUAUGGUGUUCUUGCAUUUUGUAACAAUUAUUUUUUUUAUAUAACAAGGGACCCUAGUAAAUAUAGGUCCUAGACUAGGGUGACCAAAUCAUGAACUGGAAAAAACAGGUCACACCAAACAAGGGUUUGGGGGAUACCCUCCAAACAGAGGUGUAGCGAAGGGGGGAACAGAUGUCCCCGGGCGCCAGCUAGUUAGGGGUGCCAAAAUGUGCUUUAAUAUUAUUUUAUGAAAAUAAUGGGUUUGAGAGUUGAAAAAAGAAAAGGGGGUGAUUUAACUUUAAAAUGAAUCUUGUCUCCAGGUGCCAAACACUCUCUCUACGCCUCUGCCUCCAGUUAAAGAGGGGUCUGGGGGCCUCCGCCAUAAACUGCUUUUUUUUAAAUAUGCUCAUUUGAACUAUUUUGUGACUUCCAAAUCUUUUAAAAUUUACUUUUAACUCUGAGGCAUAUCAUAAACGAAAAUAAUUUUGAAAAGUGGUGGAGGGGGAACAGUGCAGCCAUCAUGCAAGCCCACAUCACUACUGGCACUGGCUACACAGUAGCCAAAAUAUUACUUGAUUAUAAAUUAGGAAGUUUUAGUGAUUUGAAAAUGUGUUUUGUUUUAGAAACGGGACGUAUUUUGCAAGUAAUACAUAAUUUUUCUAAGUGUAAACAAAAAAAUCCAUGCAUAAAUUAUGUAAAUCAGGAAUUCUCAUUCCAAGUGACUGGAUAAUAGGGCGAGUUGAGUCCUAUAAAUAAUUGCUUCUUUUCAGUGCUCAAUUAAUUAUUGUUGAAAAUGCACACAACAAUCAACUCUUCCUGUUUCCACCCUCUUUGCAGACAACACGUCGUUGAAAUAUCUAAUAAUAAUAAUAAAGAUUAUUUAAAAAUCACGCUUCAUCCCCAUCCCCAAAGGCUCGAAGCGCUGUACAUACCACAUUCAAGUACAAAAUAUCUAAUAUAUGCACAUUAAAAAAAAAUUUGUAAAAACGAAGCUGAGACUGCACAAUUCUCUCCCCUCUCUUCAUCUUUUGUGUUCUUGCAUAUUAAUUGUCUGAGACUGAGUGAUAGCCAACAAUAAAGUCAAUAUGCUCGAUUUUGCAUCCGGCACUUCAUUUUGUCAGUAAUAUCAUAAUGAUCCAUCUGCAUGUCGGCAUGCAGGAAUAAUUUUUUAAAUGAAUAGGUCAACAUCAGUGAAACUGGGUGAAUAAUGAACGUUCCUUGAUUGGUGUUAUUUUUACCAAAUACCAAUGAGUUAUUAGGAUAUUCACUCGACCUCUGCACUCUGUUAUUGUAAUGAUGAUUCAAUCAUUAAGAUAUUUUGCUGAAUAAAUUUAUUUUUUUUUGCAACAGAAGCUUAAAUUAAAAAGUAUUAAAGAAACAAAUACUUUUUUUUUACUGUUUAUAAUCUAAAUCCAGUAUUAUUGAGUCACAAAAUGAGGUAGUGCAAUCCAUAAUACUACUGUUACAUUCUUAGUAUACCGUAAAUAAGGACAAAUGAAAUCACAUUUUCAUAGAGCUUUUUUAUUAUUCAUAGCUUAAAAAGCCAUUAAGCUAGUUAAUUUAAUGUUGUUGUUUUUUCAUAAAACUUUAAAAUUUUUACAAUGAAUACAUGUUUUUGUUGCAGCUAAAGCUACAUUUAAUUAUACAUCCCUAAUAUAUGUAGAUAGAAGUAUUGCACAUUAGGGGUGUGCCGGAAUCCGGUUCCACCGGAUUUUGCACUAUCCGGUGAAAUCCGGUUCUGCCGGAUUUACAUGUAUCCGGAACAACCGGAUUCCGGAAUCCGGAAUAUACCGGAUUUCGGAAUUUGCCAGAUUUAGUGACUCACCGGAUCAUAAUCUGAAUUAAAAGUAAUUCUCUUUCCCGAAUUCCACACGAUCACGAUACAUUAAUCGAUUGUUUCGAGCGUUGAGCUUGUUUAAUGUUUAAUAUUCCGUACAUACCAGAGGCUAGAGUCAGCACCGCUAAUAGUGGCCAAUAGUGUAGGGACUUUGAUAAGAAAAUUUAAACUUUUUGUAAAAAUAAACCAAUGGCAUAGUUGAAAAGAUGUAAUUUUUUAAAGAAUUAUAACACCAAAAUCAUAUUUUUAGCUGUUGUAGUUUUAAAGUUAUGAAUUUUUAAAGUACGACUUGGUUUGUCAUUUUUUAACAUGGACUGCAUCUCCACAUUCUGUGAUCUCAUUCCACCAAUCCCGUCAUGCGCAAUGACUAUAUAGUUUAUAUAAGGCAACGCAUUCCCUGCCUUAUCACUAAAAUACUGUUUAGACUUAGUUUAAACUUUCAACUUUGGCACAUGAAUAAUUAAUUAAAGCUUUCCCUGACCAAUGGUUUAAUAGUUUUUGCACACGGCAAACUCUUAUGAAUGAAACUCUGAGGUAGUACUACGAUACAGUUAUGCAAGUGGCUGUGAAUGGUUGCCAAUGACAACGUGUUGCACACGGUAAAUUCUGAUCAUUUAUAAUAUGGAUUCUACCGGGUUGUUAAAGCUCAAAUUAAAACAUUCCAGUUUAAAUGUCUUUAAAUGCAUUCUGAAACACAAGUUAUCAAUUAUUUUGAUGUAAAUAGUGAUAAUAAAUUAAUAUUUCCUAAGUAUCGUCAACUUCCGCCAUUAAAAAGGGGGGCGUGGCCAACCCCAUGGCGAAAUUAGGUUGAGCGAGCUGCAUGACCUGCUGCGAACGCGUAGAAACAUGGCGUCUCUCGUAAGACACUUAUCCAAAUGGAACGGAACUCAAAUAUAUAUCGAAAGUACUAAUUUAAUAAUAAAUAGACACACACAUCGGACAAUUAAAAACUCGGAUUUUUUGGCGCCAAUUGCGAAUUCCCAUACACAAAAAGUAGUAGUCCACCUUGACUUACCGAAGUAUCUACCAAUAGUACCAAACUCCGGAAUCCUGAUUAUUCCGGAAUCCGGAUCCGGCGGAUUUCGCAUAAGAAAAUCCGGAUCCGGUUGGAAAAAACGGAUCCGGCACACCCCUAUUGCACAUUACCCAUAGCAAAUUAUGCCUAUUACGCGCCUCGUCCUACCCAUCCCCGGCCUAUCUCAUUUGCAUAAAUGUUGAUAUUUCAGUUUGAUUCAUACAAAUUUUGUAUUAGUUUAUUCUAAUUCCUCCAAUAAUAUAUUUGGUUGAAUGUUUGUUAAGUAGUACUUAAUUUUUAUUAAUUUUUGCAAAGUAAGUACUGGGCUUGUGAAAAGGGCUCCAUCUUCUUGGCACUGAUAGUCCAAAAAUGCUUUGUUUGUUUCAAGAGGGUUAAAUAAGACUUAAAGAUUUAACUCAUUCCUACUGUCCAAAGUUUUAAAACUUUCUUCCUAUUUCGAUUCAUGAUCAAGGAAUAUAUUUUCAAAUGAGCUAUUUUUAAAAAGUCAAAAUAGUAAACUGUCAUAACAAACUAAAGACAUGGCCAUAGGUAUCCAUAAAUGGAUAAAGUUUAAUAAAAAGUCUAUUGAAUGACCAAAUACUUUCUAAAAAGAAGACUCCUUAGUGAUUUUUACCAGUUUUAACAUGGGGGAGCAUAUGAUUGUUUAUAGACGUUAUCUAAUUGCAAACUAUUUUCUUUUCAGCCUCUAAAGUAAGCUAUCCUUAGAAGGUGAAAGACUUCCAUGCAAACAACCUUAAUAUAAUAAUGAAUGUUUUAAAGGUAAUAAUAAGAAUUAAUUGCUCGAAAAGUUAGUUUUAUUAAUUACCCUUGGGACAAAGUUUUAAUGAUUUCAUUGCUCUAUUAUUAAGAUUAGGGCACUCGUUUUUGUAUACGAUAGCUUGUAUUAUAAAGCUUUCAUAUGCUUAUAUAUUCACUUUAGUCAUUUCUUAUGUGUUUUUAAUGAAUGAAGAAAAAAAUUAUUUCAUAGGCGGUCAGCACGCCAGUUCCUAAACGGCUCAGAGAUCUCAUAAGAGAAAUCCGAUCUUCAAGAACUGCAGCAGACGAAAGGGCUGUAGUCAACAAAGAAUGUGCUACAAUUCGAGAUUCUUUUAGGGAUCAGGAUAAUACCUACCGUUGUCGGAAUGUUGCCAAGCUCCUCUAUAUUCACAUGCUUGGGUAUCCUGCACAUUUCGGACAGGUAUUGGUUGCAUUUUAUAUAAAAUCAAUAGAGAAAUAUAAAAUAGGGUUGAAAUUUUCGGCCAUGGUCCCCAGCCUUGUGCUCCUGGGCACCAUUUUGUCUCUUAUGAACACGACUGCAUUUUCCCUGCCCUCAUUAUAGUUUCUUUUGCUAUUUACUAAUUUAUUUAAUAUUUUCUAAUAUACAUUUGCCAUGAAAUGGUUAAUGGUGCCUGCAACAAUUCUGAACACCUCUGGGUGCAAAAAAUGGAUUUGGACACCUGACCAGCAAACUUCUUUUUAUAUUGUUAGCUUUAAUUUUUAUUGUAGGGUUAUGAAUUUUAUUAGAUACAUUUUAAAUAUUUUUUACCCAAACAUAAAUUAGAACUUACCUCUCUUAAAUUAUUUUUGCGUGCGGCAGUUGUAGUAAAAUGUCUUAAUUUGUCUUUUUAGCUUGAAUGCAUGAAAUUGAUAGCCUCAUCAAGAUUCACAGACAAAAGAAUAGGCUACCUGGGUGCCAUGUUACUGUUGGAUGAGAGGCAAGAUGUGCACUUGCUUAUUACCAAUUCUUUAAAAAAGUGAGUUCUUUCUUUACUAGACUCUACUCAUUGUUUAAAGUGCAGUUACAUAUGAUUGUUAAAUAUCUAUUACCAGCUUACUAGAUUUAUUGAUUUUUCAUAUACAUUAGUGGUUAACCAAUAAUUAAGAUUCAUGUGUGUAAUAAACCAGAUUUAAGUUUGACGGUUGUAUUUUAAGAUUUUCAACUGCUGAAACUUUCAUUAAAUGGAAUGGUGAAUUUGCUACUAAUAAUUUAGAUUUCAACCUUUUAAUUUCAGUGAUCUUAGCCAUCAGACCCAAUACAUUCAAAGCUUGGCAUUGUGCACCCUUGGCGCAAUAUGUUCAACAGAGAUGAGCAGAGAUCUGGCUGGGGAGGUUGAAAAGAUGAUCAAGUCAUCCAAUGCCUACAUUAAAAAGAAGGUUUGUGAUGCUUUCUAAAACUUGUUUUUGUUAUAUUUUGAAUUGUAUCACUAAAGUAAGUGAAUGUUGUUGCUAAAAUUCCCUAUAAGUAUAAGCUUAAUGCAUGUGCAUCCUCUUCACUCUGUUAUUUUGCAUUCUUUCUAAGUGUCCCGCCCAUCGCAGCGUGUCCUUUUUUAUGUCUGCUACUAGUGUGGGAUCCUGGUAUAGCUCAUACAAUUCCAUAUGUAUCCUCCAACUGUAUUCAUCCUUUAGUCCAUAUAUUUCCCAGAGAACUCGUGUUUGAUAGGUUUUCUACUGUUUAUGUUUGGGUCCAAGUUUUUUAAGAUGCUAAAUAUUAAUUAAAUUUAACAAACUAAGGACAAAUGCAUCCAGAAAUGGAUACAGUUUAAGGUGUAUAAUUUCCUUGCUGCUUUUAAAAAAAAUUAUGAGCGCUGUGUCAGGAUGCAUUCAGUCAUAUCCAUUGGGACCCACAAAGUAUGUAUUGAGUUGGAAUGAUGGCGAAUGAGUUAAAUAAUACUUUCAAAUGGUGAUGCAGGCCAAUGUAUAGUAGUAAUACACCACCAACAUUUUAAAUUUGGAUGCUGAGCAAAUCAUUUCAUUGCUCAAAACAUUUUGCAUGCUUUAAAUUAUAUGGAACAUUUGCUGCCCAGGUCAACAUUAUAGAGACAGUCGUCCCUCUCCACUUCUCACUACGGCUUCACUCUGUCGCACUUUUUUGUCCAAAUAUAACAUGAAUGCAUUAAAAAGUUGAUAGAGAAAGUGAAAAUGAUACAUCUUUCGCUCUGCUGUCUGAGUCAGUUAUACACCCAUGUAUUACAAUGGACUGUUCUAUGCUCUAACUACUAAGUAUUAAGAGGGCCGUGAUUUGGAGUGUUCUCUUUCUCUCUCUCUUGCUUCAACACUGACAAUUGAAUUUUUCAGGCGAUUUUGUGUGCAUUUGGCAUCAUCCGGAAAGUUCCAGACUUGAUGGAAAUGUACAUUCCAGCCACCAGGUCCUUGUUAAAUGAAAAAAAUCAUGGUAAGCACUAACAUUAGGAUAUGGCAAUUAUUGUUUAGUAAGAGAGGAUUUCUUUGUUUUUUCUAAUGAUUGCUCUAACUGAUUCUUCAAUGUUUUUGCCUUAUUUUGGUACCUUGCAGGUGUUCUCUUGACUGCAGUUUGUCUCAUCACAGAAAUGAGUGAAAAAAGUCCAGACACCUUACAUCACUUUAGAAAGGUUAGUGCCUAGAUUACUUAAAAGAAAUGCUUAUAGUUGACCAUAGUAUGUUCACUUCUUUUGGACUAAUUAAGAAUGCCAUUAUUGUGAUUUAUUAUUUUAGAUAAAAGACACAGCUUUUAAACAGUAUCUUCAGUUAUAAUUUUUUUUUUAUGUGACUGCCCUUUUUACAAAAAUACCAUUUAGGGUGUUUUGUUGUUAGCUUCAGUUUGUCUCCCUUGAUAAAUAAGAUGUCAAUAUUUGAGGAAAGAAGUCAAUACAAAACAACGAACAUGUCAGCAAAAAGCCUUCUUCAACCAACAAAACAACAGUAAAGCUUAUAGUAAAAAGAUAAAAUAACUUGAUCUCAUUGAGCUGUUAAGAGAAUAAACUGUGAGCUUGCAAUGAUAGAGUUGUUAAGGGACUGAAAGAAAGAAGAAAGUGAUGUACAUGCUGACUGCAUGUAAACAGGAAGUAAAGCAAUUUAUGAAUUUUAGUCAAUUAAAUAUAGUAUAGGAUCCAACACAAAAAUAACAAUUUCAUUGCUCUUAUUCUCAGUUGGUGCCUCAGCUAGUAAGAAUUCUCAAAAACCUUAUUAUGGCUGGCUAUUCACCUGAACAUGAUGUCUCUGGUGUCAGUGAUCCAUUUUUACAGGUUUGUCACAUUCGCCCUCUCUACUUGUCAGAAAAUCAAUAAGGUGACGAAAAGUUACGGCUAUUGUUGUAUCUUGUUUUCACUUCAUUUUUUCAUAAUCAUUUUGUUAAUUGUUCUAUUUAAUAAUUUUUAAAGUUAUGAUACGCAACUAAUGUGGGGAAUGUGCAUGUACAUUAUUCUACAGGUAAAAAUCUUGAGACUUUUGCGAAUUCUGGGACACAAUGAUGCAGAGGCCAGUGAAACAAUGAAUGAUAUUUUAGCUCAGGUAACUAUAGACUGGAAAGCUUGCAAAGAAAUUGUUAAUGACCUAAGCUCCACUGGGAUUUGAAAAGGCAACCAUUAACUAAAUAAAAUUCAGAUAUUUGUUGGAAACUUGUGUUUUUGCACCCAAAUUUUACAUAAUUAGGAUAUUGUUUUUUAUGUUCAGUUUUAUAAUUGUAACCUUUUUUUAACCAAUCAGGUGGCAACUAACACUGAUACAAGUAAAAAUGUGGGUCAUGCAAUUUUAUAUGAGAUUGUACUCACAAUAAUGGGCAUACAGUCAGAGGCUGGACUGCGGGUGAGUAUUGUGCUAAGCUAGCUUAGGAUUAUUUCAGUGAGUUGUAACUUUUAAUCAAGUUGAUGCAUUUUUAGUUUAAGAUUAUCCCUCUUAAAUUAAUUAAAUGAAGUUUUGUAAAAGUAUAUAGCAUAUGUUUUACAUUUUGGCCUUGAUUUCUCUUUCUAGGUCCUUGCUGUCAACAUUUUGGGCAGAUUUCUCUUGAACAAUGAUAAAAACAUCCGGUGAGCGUCGGAUUUCUUAUUGUGAAUAUUGUAUUUUGUCAGAAAAAUUGUCUAUUAAAGAGUUGAGUUUUCUUUUAGGUUAGAAAGUUGUCAACUAAAUUAAGUUUUGUACAUAAAGUUGUGUUGUUAUGGAAGUAAGAUAUGAAAAUAACAUGAAAUUAUAAGUGAAUUGGUAUUAAUACUUACGACAGGUCUGCAAACUGUUGGAGCACAUAAUCGUAAGCUCUGUCAUGAAGCAUCUUGAAAGCCAAAAUAUACUCAAUGACUGUCAACAUGGCUUCCGAGUCAAUAGGUCAUGUGAGACCCAGCUUCUCGAAUUUGUAGAAGACUUGAUGACCAAUCUGGAGAACCACAAGCAGACUGACGUGCUAGUAAUGGACUUCGCAAAAGCAUUUGACCGGGUGAAUCAUAGUUUGCUUCUACACAAACUCCAGAUAUAUGGGAUUCAAGGCACCACUAAAACAUGGAUCUCUAGCUUCCUCAGCCACCGACGCCAAGCAGUAGUGGUGGGCGGUACAAGCUCCUCCUUUGUCAAUGUGAAGUCAGGGGUCCCCCAGGGAUCAGUCCUGGGCCCCUGUUUGUUCCUAGCAUACAUUAAUGACCUACCGGAGAAACUGACAUCACAGGCAAGACUGUUUGCAGAUGACACAGCAGUGUAUAGGACGAUCGCCAACAGAUCUGACCAGGACCAGCUACAACAGGAUCUCAAUCUGUUAGCUGAGUGGGAGAUGAGCUGGGACAUGGAAUUUCACCCUGCCAAGUGCCAGACACUAUCAAUCUCUAGAAGUUGUACUCCUCUACACUACCAAUACGAACUGCACGGCCAUAUACUUGAGCAAGUUUCCUCCGUAAAGUACCUGGGUGUUACCAUUCAAAGAGAGGUCCGCUGGGACGAGCAUAUUAACAAUGUAUGUAACCAAGCAAACAAGACCCUAGGGUUCUUAAGGCGAAAUCUAAAGAUUGGCAACUCCUGUGUGAAAGAAAGAGCAUAUAAAGCCUUUAUCCGUCCGAUUUUAGAUUAUGCAUCUUCAGUCUGGGACCCAUUUACCCAGAAGAGCAUUGACAGGUUGGAGGCGGUCCAGCGACGAGCAGCACGCUUUGUCCUAAACCGCUACAGGAAUACCUCUAGUGUUGGCAGCAUGCUAGAAACACUAGGCUGGUCACCAUUGGAGAAACGACGACGACAAUCCAGGCUCUCCAUGAUGUACAAGAUAAAUAAUGGGCUGGUCCACUGUUCCAGUAUUAAACAGAAACUCGUCCCUCUCCCCCAUAGACAGCGACGAGGCCAUGACAGGCAAUUCAGGCUCAUACCAGCAAGAAGCCAGUAUAGGAGCUGCUCAUUCCUGCCCAAGACAAUCAGGGACUGGAACAAUCUUUCAAAAGGAACGGUUGAGGCGACAACACUAGACACAUUUGUGUCUAUUGCCUCAAGCCUUCAAACCCCUAGUGCAUGAUUUCCUCACAAAGUGGCACUGGAAAUCUGUGAAAUUUCCUCAUCAACACCAGGAACAGAAACAUUGCAAAUCCCAUCUACAUGCAUAGGAGCCAAAAUGAUCAAUAAAUUGAUCGUGGGCCCUUAAUAUAUAGAAGAAGAAGAAACAAUUUCUAACCAUGAUAUGUUAGUCAUGCUAUUUUUUGGUAAAUGAUACUUCGAUUUUACAGGUUGAUUUCUUUUAUAAUUUAGGAAGAUCAUACACUAGCUUAUGCUUAUAUUAUAGGCGAAUAAGAAAAUCAAGUGUGAGUGCAACAAGUUAAAAACUUAAUAAAUGUGAGGAAUAGAUUAUUUUUAGGCUAUGCCAGUUAAAAUGAGUACAAGUUUAAACUUUUAUGGAGCAUUUUUGUAAGCUGAUUUUUUUUUCCAUUACUUCAACAUUUAUUUAUUUUCUUUCCCCUAGUUAUGUGGCUUUGAAUACGCUGUUGCGUGUGGUAAGUGCAGAUUACAAUGCUGUACAAAGGCACAGGACAACCAUAGUGGACUGUUUGAAAGAUCCUGAUAUAUCUAUUAGGAGGUAAGUUUAAUCUAGCAUUUUAGAGCUUCAAAUAUCUUUCAUUGGAUGUAUGUUUGGCAAAUAUUAAUAUUUCGAUUCCCAAGCCAUGUCAGAAAAUAUUACUUUUAGAACAUUAUUACAAUUUAAUUUAACAGAUUGGAACUGAUCAUGAUUAAAACUUUUUCAUUUUAUUUCAUUAGACGUGCAAUAGAGCUGUCAUUUGCCCUGAUAAACCACAACAAUGUUAGAGGAAUGAUGAAGGAGCUUCUUCUCUUUCUUGAAACCUGUGACCCAGAGUUCAAAUCUGAUUGCUGUUCAAACAUUGUAACAGCAGCUGCCAAGUAAGAAUAAGACUGCUUUGUUCCGCCAUUAUUGCGUUUUGAAAAAAAAUAAUAAAUAAAUACUUUUAUCGGCUAAUGCAGCAGUUUCAGUAUUUUUUUAUCCUAAAUUUUUCAAAACGUCAAUCCAUCCCUUUGGCGCUACAGCCCUUGUAGGGCUUUGGCCUGCCACACUACUUCCUUCCGUUCAGACCUAACUCUUGUUCUUUUCCAAGCUUGGAUUCCCAGUUGCUGUAAAUCUUUUUCCACAUCCAUCCAUCUAGGGGUCAUCCAUAAAAGACGUCCACACAAAAGGGGGGAGGGGGGGUUCAGCAAAAAGUGGACUAAAGUGGACAAAGGAAGGGAGGGGGUUUAGGACAAAGUGGAUGUCCACAUUGUAGUGUUUUUUUGAGUGCAGCAGUUUUUUAUAAAUUUACAGCAAAUUUACUGCCGAUAACAGUGACAGUAGCAUGCCUUUUGAUCUCUAUUGUCCAUCGGUGGCUGGGAGAAUUUCCAAGAGAAUGUUUCUGCGGUAAAUAUUUCCCAUCACAGGCGGAAAUGAAAAAACAUAAGGUCGUCCAUCGCAAUAUUCCUGCUAGUGAACAUAAUAUGGCAGACGAAUCAGGCGAAGAGACUGCCACUCAAAUUGAAUUAGCAAUUGAAGACUCAAGAACAGAUGUUGUCAUUAUACGAAACAUGUUUGAAUGGCUGCAGUCCGAAUUUUCCGUUGAUUGAAGAAUGGUGGAUUAUUUGUUUAUUACAUUUUUUAAUACAGUGAUUCAAUAANUUUUUGAUCCAGCUGGAGGUGGGGAUCCUAUUUUAUAUCAACAAAGUCAAAAGUGGACAAAGGGGGAGGGGGGGUAAAAAAUAGCAAAAAAUUGGUGGACGUCUUUUAUGGAUGGCCCCCUAAGUCUUGGUCUGCCUUUGAGCCGUUUUCCUCUGGAGUUUUGGUGAUGUACCCUCUUCACUCCUCUGUCAUUUGGCAUUCUCUCUAAUUGUCCUGCCCAGUGUAACAUGCCCCUUUUUUUAUUUCUGCUAAUAACGUGGAAUCCUGAAAUAGACUGUACAAUUCCUGGUUCGUUCGCAUUCUCCAUCUAUAUUCAUCCUUAGUAGGUCCAUAUAUUUUCCUGAGAACUUUUCUCUCCUAUGUGUUUAAUAGAGUUUUUGCAGUUUUUGUUAGGGCCCUUGUUUUACUUGUGUAUAUUACAACUGGUCUGAUUACAGUUUUGUAAAUGGUUUUCUUUGUUUUCUUGUAAUGUUUUUACUUUGAGUAUUUUCUGACUACUGAAGUAUGCCCUGUUUCUGACUGAUAUGCUUUCUUUUAUUUUUUUGUUAUUAAAUCGUUUCAAAACAUCAAAGACAUAAAUGAUGGACUGCCUGUUUCAACAUUUUUAAUAUAAAUUCAGUUCAACUGCUACAUGAUGUUCACAUUCUGCUUUGCCUGGACAUUAUGACUGGUCAAACAUACAUCCCUGAGGAUCCAAACUUAUGGGUCAACCACAGAGUAUUGAAAUGUGGAGGAUAAGACAGGAGUGAACACCUACUCAAGGAAGAAUAAUGGGUAGCAGGGAAAGUUUAAGAUGACAUGUUUUACACUUUGCUCUUAGAACCUCAUCUAUUUCUGUUAAAAGCGGGGAGGGUCGGUACAACAAUAGCAUAAGUACUUUUGUGAAGGCACCCUGAGACACACAUAGGUAGGAUUGGCCAUAUUUCAGAGGUAUCCAGAUAUGCUGGGCAGUCAUGACCUCUAAACAGGAGAGGCCUUGCAUAAGUAUCAGUUUUUUUAUCAUCCCAGAAUAUUAUUAUUAGAUUACAUUGCAUUGUAUUUUAUAAAUUAAUCGUUUAAAAAUUGUUUUAAAAUCUAUUUGCUUAAAUUCUUUUGACACCCUGGCAUCCAAGAUAACUGAUGGUAUAAUGUUAUGCCAAACAUUAAAACAUGCUGACUGGAUUUGAAUAAAUUUCAUGUAACUUAAUUUCUUUAUCAGGUACUCGCCCAACAAGAGAUGGCAUAUAGAUACAGUUCUAAAAGUUUUAACAACAGUAAGUUCUUAUUUUCACAAAAUUUAAAUGGUGAGCAUGAUGCAAUGAAUGUUUUAUUUUAAAAAAAAAAAGUAAAAUUCUGAUUUCCUGAUUGUCAUUUUCCUAGAAAGGUUUUUCAAUCGCAUAAAUCUAAUAAUAGACCAUCUGUGCAUUCCAUUUGACCAAACUUAACAGUUUCUAUGUUAAUGUGAGCCAGCAAUGUUUGGCUUUAUUUAACCUAGACCAAAACUUGUUUACACAAAUUUUAUUAGAUUUUAUGAAAGAUUUGACAAAUAGUUACUGCUAUAAAUAUGCUGAAAUACACUUAGCAGCCAUGCUUUACAAAACCAUUGUCUAAAAUUAGGAACAUUAUGUAGUGCACUGUGAUUUUUUUCCCUAUAAUUAAGGAUUUUUUAUUUCCAUGUCAAUUUUACUUAUUAUUGUUUCAGACCUGUUUACCCUCAAACUCUUAAAAUCAAAUCCUACAAUAUCAUCAUAAAAAUCGUUCAAUACAUUAUCUUAAUAGUAAAAAAAAUAAACAUACCGUACCAGUAUGUAUAAUGUAUACACUUCAAAAGCGUACAUUGUAAGCCAAAAUCGUAAAAUUAAACAGGUCUGUUGUUUUUAAAUUAAGAUGAAAAACACUUAAAAGGUUGUUGGUUAUUUUUAAUAUAUAUAUAUAUAUAUAUAUAUAUAUAUAUAUAUAUAUAUANUAUAUAUAUAUUACAAGAGAUUUUAUCAUAAAAAUGUGUAUAGAUGAUAAAUUGUUGAAAUUGUUUCAAUUUAUUUAGUAAAAUAAACCGGAAAGAUAAUAUUCCUCCAUUAACAUUUUAUAGAAGGUAACAAAUACUUUGAGAUAAAAUCAUAAGUUUUUAAAAUCAAAAUGUAUCAGCCAAGAAAAUGCACCUCCUUUUCUUUUCUAGGCUGGUAAUUACAUCAAAGGGGAUGUUGUAACCAUAGCCAUCCAACUGGUUUCCGAAACAUCUAGCCUUCAUGCCUACUCGGUGCAGCAGUUAUUCCGGGCACUCCGCAGUGAUAUUACACAGCAGCCAUUGGCACAGGUGGCAGCUUGGUGUAUUGGAGAGUAUGGAGAGUUGAUCAAUUCGAACAAUGUGGAAGAUGAGGAACCCUUACAUGUAGGUGAAAUCAAGCUAUAAGGCUUACUUAUUUUUUUAAAACUUUCACACUCCAGCAGCCUUUUGGGAGCAUUGAAUACCUAUUAUGUCUGUAUAUAAAGCUGAUAAUCUGUUGUGUAAAGCUUGACGGCUCAUUAUGGGGGUUACAUCGCCUACUAAACUAAGGGAUGCAUUUCCAUGUUCUACAGCAACUCUACCUGGCCAAAGAUAUUUUUGAACAAAAAGUUCGAUUGGGGGAGUAGGAUAAAUAUUCAGGGUUCCCACACCAAUCAGGAAAAAAUGAAAAAGUCUGAAUUUCCUCAAAUUAUUUUCCCCUUCAUGAAAUCCAGGAAAUUCAACAUUCCAUGAAAAAGUGACUAUAAUUGCAAAUGUUGUCUAUUUUUAACCCGCUGUUAUCACAAAGAUUUUGCCACAGUGCUAGUGAUUUCCCCUUAAACGCCCAUGAAUUUUACAAGUUUGCGGUAUGAAAUUUCGCACCACUUGAUAAUCAGAAAUUUUUGUGUUGUUCAGGAGUUAUUUUAUAAUUAAUUUACAAAACUCUAGACCUACAUAUACUAAUUUAACACAAAGAAACAUUCCUAUUCAAAAAUAUAUUAAAAUAUUCUAUACAAAUAAAAGCAGGGAUGAUCAAUACGUACUUGACUGUUUCUCUUCAAUACAAAAUAGUUUCAAAACGUACCCUCUGCUGUGGCCCGCCAGAUGCGUAGCUUAGCUCUAUUAAAUGAUCCAUCAAUAUUUUUAAUUUUAGAAAAUCUGUUACUCAUUUGUUACCAAUUUUGUGUUGAAAACUAAUUUCUUGAGAGCCUAAACCCAUAUAAUUUGAUGCAUUUAGUUAGUAUGUGAUACAUUUUAAAAAAAAACUGUUAACCCAUAGUCUGAAAAUCACCUAUGUAGAUUUUUAAUCUAUUUGAUAUAACAUGUAUGUAUAGUGCAAAAAAUGGUGUCAUAUAUUUUUAUGGUAGUUUAUUUCUAUGUGGUAAAUUUCAACUCAUCUUUUCAAAGUGUAAUACUAACUUUAUUAUAUUCUUAAGGUUACUGAAGAUGAAGUUAUUUCAUUGCUAGAGAGAGUUUUAGCUAAUAAUAACUCUGCUGUUGUCACCAAAGAGUAUGUCAUCACAGCUCUCAUGAAAUUAUCCUCUAGAUUUUCAAGCAGCUCAAUGUAAGUCAUUUUCAAAAAUAUAAUAAUAUUGUAAAAUUACAUCGAUAACAUUAUCACACAGCGUUUUAUUAGCAAAGGUUACCCACUCAAGUAAGUCAAAACCUGACUGAGCUGAAAAUACUAUCACAGGACAUUUAGUGUAGUGUCACAAAUUGUCCAGCCCUAUUUACUUCUAUUGAGUGACUUUACAAAGUCCAAUGGAGCAUACCCUUGUCAAAGAGACCUGGAACUCUAAAAGAUGGUCUAACUUUAACGGAAAUACAAAUUGCAGCUUCCCGUUGUUGGGCCUGUCAACAACAAAAAACUCAGUUUGAAUAAAGAAAUCUUUUUUGUUGUUCUUUAUCAGGCGCCUGAAACAGAUCAUUACCUUAUAUGGUUCAAGUACAAAUGUAGAACUGCAGCAACGCUCUGUUGAGUAUUCCAACCUAUUCUCCAAAUUUGAUCAUUUAAGGUUAGUUGCGUUGCAUGAUUUAAACAAGUAUCAUUUUAAAAUCGUACACUCUGAUACUUUAAAAAAAAAAGUAGAAUCCAGACAAUAAUUGUAUUUAUUUAAAUAAUAAUGUUGGCAUAUUGUAACCCGAAAAAAAUAUUUUUUCUUUUAUGGACUAAUAUUUAGAAAAAAAUGCUUUAUUAAAAGCAGUUAUAUGCACUUUAAUAAGAAUCAAUAACAAUUAGAUUGGUUCUUUAUUCUCAGGCCAGCAUUAUUAGAGCAUAUGCCACUAAUAGAGGCUCAUCCACACAGCAUAGAAUCCGGUUUUAACGAGAAACAGGAUGAUUUGAAUCUGCUCUCUGAUUCAUUCUCAAGAAACAUUGCUCGUACUUCAGUGCCGACUCCUUCAUUGCCCUCAGAGGUUGGCAUAAUAUAACCCAUUUAUUGCAUAUUUAUAAUCAUUUCAGAUGUCUAAUUCAUUAUCAUUUCUCAAAUGAACAAUUACCGAACUAUGUAUUUGAGAAAUGCAGCAAAGAAUUAAAGACACAAUUGAUGCAUGCUUUAUAAGUAACUAUAAAGAUUUGGAACAAAACUUAAGUGAGCGAGUGCUUUAUUAGUAACUAUAAAAGGUUUGGACUGGGACUAAACUAAGUGAGCGUGUAGACUAAACAUUUUAACUUCUGCUUUAUCUCUUUCAUUAAAGCUUAAUCAUCCUAGAUUUUAAUAUAUGCUUUAUAACAAUGGAUACAAUCAUUUGUGUGGAUAUAAAAGAUCUGAGCUUUCUCAUGUCGGUAAAAAUGUUUUUAAAAUUGCAUUAGUGGAAAGUACAUUUCGGUCUCCUGUUCUAACCAAAUGUUUGAAAAGUUUGUUUUAAAGUUAUUAGGCUUAGAAUGUUACAUUGAGAUUAUGUGAAUGAUUAUUCCUUUAAUUAAGUAACCGAUUUGUCUCUUUAUGCCAGAAUGGAGGCAUCUUUGAAUACCUAACUAAUGGUAUUCAACCUGCAACUCACAUAGACACAAUAAAAACUGGAGGAGGAGCUGUUGAUUUGCUUGACCUUCUGGGUGAUAUUGGCUCGGACAUCCCUCCUAUACAUAACACAGGUUUGUUUUAUUGCAAUUAACUUUCAUUUAAUUGUUCACCUGACAGCUUGAAGUAGGGACAAUUUUGUUAAAACAAUACAAUUCUUUGUUUGUUCCCUCCCUGUCGCACAUAUGCACACUUCAAAUAAAUUGCUUUAAAGCUUUUUUCUUGUGUUGUUUAAAAAAUACAAAGAGCUGUCUCUGAUUUAAACUAAAGGUAUGUGCCCUUAUUGUCUAUGGGUUAAUAUGGAUCAAAACAUGUUUUCCAGUCCUACCACCUGUCAAUGACCUAUUGGAUAGCUUCAUGCAACCAGUGGCACAUCCAAACAAUAUUGUCAAUGGAACUUCCAGUAAGUUUUUUUCUUGAUGUGAUUCUAUGUUACGAUCUUGAAUUCUUAGAAUUACUAAAUGAUUUAUCAUAAUUACCAUGAUUUCUGUAUUUAAGUAAUAUAUAGCUUUAAAUUUGACUGUAAUCCUUAAUAAUAAAUGCAGGUGGCUGUAAGGCUCUAAGCUGGCGUUGUUUCAUCAGUAAUCUUUAUAUAUACGGCGGAGAGUCCGUGUUGCUGUCGGUUUCUCAUAAAAUUAUAACUGUUCCACUGAUGCAAAUCAAAAGUGCAUUUCCUCCAAAUUGUUGCUCUGUUAAUAUUAACCCUUUCCUUAGAUAUAAAUAAUUGAAACUGUUCAAAUCUUUUUUAAUCCAGUUAAGGUGGUAAUUAUUUUUAAGAAACAAUUUGUUGAAGAUUCCUUAGCAGUGUUAAAAAAUGGCUAUUGCUGUUUCUGAUCUAUCCUGACAUUACAUAUUUGUGUACUUUUUAUUACAUUAAUAUACAAAUUUUUAUCUGUAUAUUUUUCACAUCUUUUUCCAACUCCUACACCUAUAAUUUAUGUAAAAUGAUGCGUAAGUAACUGUCUUAUGAUGGGAUGCCAUUUGGCCUCUAUUGGUAUUUCAAAACAACAGUAUAAAAACCUGAAUUUUACCUGAAACAAAAAUUCCUUAUUUCAGCCUUGCCUGUUGUGACAGCUUUUAACAAAGAAGGUCUUUUGAUAGAGUUCUUCUGCCAGAGAGCCAAUAAUGAUGCCACAAAAACUGUGAUCAACAUGAAGGCCACCAACUCAUCUCUGUUUCCAAUGGUGGACUUUGUCUUUCAGGCCGCUGUGCCAAAGGUGGGUAUUUGUCAUAUGUUUUAUGUUUAAAAUGUUGACUUCUGGUUAUAUUUUAAAAAUUGUAAUGGCUAUAGACUUCAAUUGUAUCAGUCUUUAUUUAUAUGUCCAUCUACAGUCAUUCCAGUUAAACCUCCAGUCACCCUCAGGUAACAAGCUUCUGCCUAACAAUUCAGGAAAUGUUACACAAGUUAUACAACUGAGUAACCCACAAAAGGUAGGGAAAUGAUUUCUUGUAGCACAUGUACAAAAGAAAUACUGGGAGGACUGUGUUCAGGUUCAAUCAAUUAGAAUUAUGCACAGGCUAGAGGAAAGAAAACCUGAAGAACAAUACCAAAAGUGGAAUUUAGGACAGAAAGCCUUGGACAGCAGAAAUAGUUACAGACAGAGACAAACGCUCUUAACACAUAUACUGUUGCUUAAUCAAAUGAUUAGAUUUUAAAAAUAUGUAAAUCACAAGUUCAAAGGUGCCUUCAAAACAUCCCCAUGGAUGUUCUUGGUUAAAUCUUUUUUCUGUGCCUAUUUCAUAUUCAGGUUAUAAUUUGGCUAAUACUUUUAAUAGAUAAAUAUUAGUUAUAGAUUGAUGCAUAAAGUAAGCUUUGGUUGUUUUGUUUUUUUAACUCUUAGCUUACUUGGCUGUGUUGGAGCAUGAACAAAAUUAAUAGUGCCAACAGAAACAAUCACUAACUUCAAAACUGAUAAGGAAAACUGAACUAUGAUGCAAAUUUUAAAAAAAAUAAAAGAAAAGGAAUUUACAACACAUAGCACGUUAAACAAUUACUGGGUCAGCCGAUGCCAGUUUCAAGAUGAAAGAGUUAAGAUGAAAAUAAUUAAUUUCAACUUAAAUAGCUAAAUGCUAUUUUUGAAACUUGGCAAAACUUUUCAUACAUACAUUGAAAUUUUAUUUUUUAUCAUGCAUUUUUUUAAACUUCAAUCCAUCUUCAGCAACCCAUUCGAAUGCGCUUGAGAAUCAAUUAUACGCAGAAUGGCAAGGCAGUCAAUGAGAUGGGUGAAGUCAGCACAUUCCCACCAGAGCUCUGGCAAUAGCAUCAUGUCUAUCCUCUAGUUAGUAAUUAUGGGCUGUGAGUGUUGAGAUGCAUGUGUGUGUGUGUGUGUAAUGAAAUUAACCAUCAAUACUUUCUGAGCAAAAAGAGAUUGGAAACAAACAAUCUUGAACCCAGGAGCUUCUUGGUUAUCAAAGAUGAUAAGUGGUUUAAAAAUCUAUCUCCUAGUCCUUCAUACUGAAACAAUUGGAAAAAAUAUUGUAUUCAUUCAUGAUUAUUCAAUGAAUGCUUCUUUCUGUCAUUGAUGCAUAACAUUUGAAAGAAGGCGUAAUGCACAUAUUGCUUGGGGUUAUGAAUUGGCUGAAAUAGCAGAUACAUUUGUUAAAAUAUAUGUGCCCUGGUUUUGAAGAAUAAUGCUACAAAUUGAUAAACAUACAUGUAACACCUGUAUUAUUUUGUCAAUGUGAUCAAGGAAAACAUAUGUUUUAUUACAAAUAUUUACUAAUGCUAUUUUUGUGUGUCAGAAAGGUCCACACCUUAGAGCAACAAUAAUUGUUUAUGUUGGAAAUUAAUUUAGAUGUGGUACUCUUGUUGCUUUGGAGUGGACAUUUAAUCAUAAAAGUUAGAUAACUCGAGUUUAACACUAAUGCCAUAAGGAUAGCCAGUAGUUCCCAAAAUGAAUAAAUACAUUUUUCAUAUGUUGAGAAUUGAAGCCAAUUUUAUGCUAAAAAGAGGUUAUUUCCUUCUGAGCACUUUGAUCCAAGCUAGUGUUUAAAACUGGGCAUUAUACAGGUAUCUUGUGGGUACAUGAAUGAAUGUGUUCCAGAAAUUUUUGUAUUCUUUAUCCAUCUUAGCAACUUAUUAUUCUUGAAGAAUUAAUAUUUGAAUUUAAAUGUUAAUUAACUAAUUUUUGAAACAGUGUUAAUUUAUUUAAUUAAUUUUGUUACUUUUUCUUUGUACGAUUUUAUUCUUUUACAAAAUUAUGACACAUUCGAGGGGGUAGAUGGAGUCAGCAAUUAGAACUAUUUAAAUGAAUUUCCACAUAAAGUAAACUUCAUUUGUCAGCAGUUUAAAAUGUGUGUUUAUCGUCAUAAACUUAAUUUUUUUCUGUUAUUUGAUCAAAACCUCUGGAAAUACAGCCAAAACAAAUCUUACUUAUUGCAAUCUUCUUGGUAACAGUUAUUUAAACUGGUCUUAUGAACUGCAUUUAAACUAUACCAUCAUACACUAAUAGUGUAUUGAUAAACAAAACAAACCAAAAAACUAUUAUUAUGGGACACAAAAGUAUGCAGUGGAUUUUGCAAAAUUUGGAAGUUAACAUUGGCUUGUGUGUAGAUUAUGUAUUGUUGCGUUUUGUAUUUUAUUGCGCUUCAAGCCUUGAUUAGGGAUGUUUUUGAAAUGAACUUUAUUAUUAUUAUUAUUAUUAUUAUUUAGUUUGAUUAUUUUGUUAUUUAGAGUUUCCAGUUGGGUAUCCAACUUACUGAUAAGAAAGGUCAGUGAAACUAUGUUUGGUCAAUCCUAAGGUUGUGAAUGUUGCAGAUGUAAGUGAGAUUUCUAAACUAAAUUUUUUUUUAUUGUUCAAAAACAAAAAUCGCCUUUGACCUUCAUGAGGGGGGAAAAUGUAGUGUGUAGGUGCUAAGUUAAUCUGGCUCCAGGGCCUAGAAUUAAAAUCUGUUUGAAUUAAAGCCUGUGAUAUAGUUUGUAAUUCAUAUUACCUUUUGAUCAGUGGUGAAAUGACCAGCCCACUCCUGUACUUGCCACCUGAUGUCUUUGGCAUAUCACAGGGAUGGAUAUUUCAGUUACAUAUCCUAUCAAAGGUCUGAUAGGAAUUUUAAACAAUUAAAGAGAUGCUCCUCCCAAAAGGAUUAAAAUAUUGUUCAAGUUACAUAGUUUUUUAAAAUGUAAUAUUUUGUUUUUAAUUUUUUUUUAUUUUUUAUAUGAUGCAAUAUAGCUGUUUCCAACCUUUUUCAACUAAACUCAAAUUCUUAUGAAAACAGUUCAGUUACUUAUCAUUUAUAUAUGUAAGGAAAAGAUUGAGACUUUUGAUGAGAGACAGUUGUGGAGAAAAUUAUUGUAUGGAUUUUAUUAUUUCAGUGAAAUUUCUUGGUUUCUUUUUUUUUUCUACUUUUGAUUUUUAUGCAAUAACAUUUUUAUCUCGCAAC